UAUUCUCAAAGUGAGUCCAAAGUUUCACGCCGUCUCUUGAACAAUUGUGUGGUUGUUUCUCUUUUGACUCGUCCGUGCAAAAAUGCCUUCUGCCUUGGACAGGUACGCGUACUGGAUCCAGACUCGCCCGAGGUCAACGGUCAGAUCCACUGCGCCGAGCCAGCUCACGUGGCCAACCGACAGGCUCUUCAAUUCUCGCCAGAUCCUCGACUCGAGCCGGCCGCGGGGGUCUACGACUUGCGUACUCGUGUCCAGUUGGAUCGAGAGGCUGAAGCGAUCGGCAACUGGCCGAACAGUGGCGGCGGUGACCGUUUGGUCGUCAUGCUAGUCUGCUGGGAUGGGAAUGACCUACUCAGUGGUCUCAACGGAGACCAGGCGGUAGACGAAGCCUCGUCGUCCAAUCCAAACUGGUACAGACCCAUUCAGUUGACGGCCACAAUGACGGUCACCCUGACGGUUUUGGACAUCAACGACCAUGCACCAGUUUUCUCCAAACCGAUUCACCACGCCAGUCUCCAUGAGAACAACGGAAUCGGCGAAAAGUUGAUCCAAGUAAAUGAGCCUUCAAAAAGGCAUCACCCGUUUGCAGUUAACCUUCCACCUGCUUUCAUACAUAAAAAGUAUCUAUUUUUGCUACAAGAAUGUACUACACAUUAUUAUAAUGUUUGGUGGUAUUCAUAUCUCUGA
Messenger RNA from Protopolystoma xenopodis, 687 nucleotides. The record is from the annotation of a GenBank genome assembly. Lineage: Eukaryota; Metazoa; Platyhelminthes; Monogenea; Polystomatidea; Polystomatidae.